Suillus paluster is the source of this 1097-nucleotide messenger RNA. Its product is annotated as ChaC-like protein. Gene Ontology annotation, cellular component: cytoplasm. Gene Ontology annotation, biological process: glutathione catabolic process. The record is from RefSeq and is a predicted model, not a curated record. The coding region runs from base 117 to 734 and encodes 205 amino acids. Gene Ontology annotation, molecular function: gamma-glutamylcyclotransferase activity; glutathione specific gamma-glutamylcyclotransferase activity. The transcript is spliced from 13 exons. NCBI's taxonomy places the organism in Eukaryota, Fungi, Basidiomycota, Agaricomycetes, Boletales, Suillaceae.
UACCGUACAUGGUAGUUUGCGCCGGCUAGUGCCAUAUCACGUCUUUCUUGCAUAUCAUGAUUACACAGCUCUAACUGAAUUGUGCUCCGAGUCUUAGCUUGACCAACAAGACGUCGAUGGGAUCAAUCAAUCCUCCAUUCGUGGUCUUUGGGUACGGCUCACUGAUAUUCAAGCCCCCACCUCAUGUCCAAUCCCAGACCUCCGGAUUCCUUAAAGGCUACGUGAGGCGCUUCGCUCAAAAAUCGCAUGAUCAUCGUGGCACACCGGAGAAUCCGGGACGUGUGGUAACUCUUAUCCACAAGGAGGAUUGGGAUCGCCUUUCCCGGUCUGAUGCAUUCCCGGAUGAAGAUAUUGUUUGGGGCAUAGCGUAUACGAUCGACCCAGCAUACGAGACAGAAGUUAGGGAUUACUUGGAUUACAGAGAAAAGGAUGGAUAUACAAUGGAGACGCUGAAUGUCUACACCAUAGAGAAUGGUAUAGAAAAGAUUGCAAUUUACGAUGCUUAUUGCUAUGUCGGUCGGCCAGAUAACCCGUCAUUUAUUGGUUCAGAACUAUUAGAGGACCUGGCACAGCGGAUAUGGGCCUCCGUGGGACCCUCGGGACAGAAUAAGGAGUAUCUCUAUCGUCUGGCGGAAUCAGUUCGCCAGCUUGCGCCAGCAUCGUAUGACUCGCACUUGUUUGCUCUAGAGGAAAGACUACGAGAGCUCGACCGAUCUGCAAGUGAAGAUCACUAGUCAGCUAGUGGAUUUGAUCAUUAGAUAUUACCAAGAUGAAUGAAGCACCAUUCAUCUACAUACCUCAGAUACACUGGUAGCCAAAUAUAUAGCACGCAUACAACAUCUCCUCCUCCUCAGAGAGGCUUGGCGUUAGGUGGAAGAGUUUGUGAUCUCAGAUGGCAGCUAGGAAUUGGUGCCAUCACCUCCACCUCCUGGCCUUCAUGUUCCGCAGUCACGGUAAUCUCUUGCACUUCUAAUUGCAGUGCCGCUUCGAGCGCGCUGAGAGUGGAGUCUCGACGAAGGGAGCUCAUCUUUCCACCGCCAAUUCUAUCGCAACCUGCAUCGGAUGAAUUGUGAUACAGUAUAAUUUCAAAAGUUCAC